AUGGCUCCAAAGUAUGACUUGGCCAUGCCAAAUGGGCGUUCUUUGACUUGGAUUUUUGAUCAUUGUUUACGAUUCCCGACUACGUAUGAAAUCCCGAUGGCUGUGAUGUACAAGAUCAAUUCUCACCCCAACGAGCCGACAAAGUACCAUAAUUUUGAUGAUCUUCCUCGAUACAACCCUCCAACUGAAACUGUUGUUGAGGCCAUCAUGCGUCGCGAUGCUGGAAUCAAGCUCAAGAGAGAUUCCAAGAGCUCCUCCAAGAGCUCCUCCACCAUUGAUGCUGCAGCUGAUUUCCGCGCCAUGAUGAUUCAUUCCAUCAGCCAUCUUCCUUCUCAGCCAUGCACAAUUCUUCCCUCUUUGCUUAUCUCUUACAUCCGCCGCUGCUUUGUUUCUGAGGUGGAGAAGGUCGAUUUCCCACACGCGAUGUAUGCUAUUGAUUAUCUGAAAGACCUUGAUUUUCGCUGGAAGAAGGAGUUUGAAAAAGCGUUGGAUACUCUGGGCAUCACUCGUGGGGAUGUCGUGGACCCUCUCAGCUCUCCGCUCUCCCGACGAUUCCCUGGCAACAUGGCCUGGAUUGAGAAAAUGUUUGCAUCCGCCCGCGACCUGGAGACUUACUACACCCAACUCUACCUGGGUCUGCGUCGCUGGACUCUGGUCAACGCGAUGAUGCUUGAUCCAAAGGACAAGGCCAAUCAUAUUGCCAUGCUCAACUCUCUGUUUCCGCCCGCCGAUAAAAACACCUUUAUUCCCACUGCAAAUAUGAAUCAUGUCACUCUCCAAGGUCACCGUGAGGGUCUUUUCAAGUACAUCAAUGCUGUGUACGACCAUGGCAUCAAAAUCUUGGAUCCUAUCGUUACUUAUGGUGCUCGUCCCGGGUACAACACCAUCUGGAUUGACUGCUGGGAGACCUUGGAUAAAUAUUUGAUCCUGGUCAACCAGACGAUCGACGAAUGCCAACUGAUCACUGAUCCUCCUGUUCAGGAAGAGCCCGUGACUCCUCGCAAGGGUCGCAAGGUCGAUUCUGGCAUCAGUUUUGGAUCCGGCAGCAUGAUUCACCCAUCGGAGUUUGGUGGUGAUAAGCCUUUGCCUAACUUCCCGCUUCCUCCCACCGAGGAUUCUAAGCCGGUUGGAUCAUCUCUGGAGCGCCUUGGGAAGGAAAUCAAGCGCAUGGGUCUUGGCAGCAACACCCUCAAGAAGAUGAAGUCCAUGUCCGCUCUUAGUAUGCGUCCUCGCAGCCAGGGGAGCCAGCAGAGCCCACCCGUGCCAACCUCGCCCAACAAGAGCGUCUACGAAGGGUCCUUCUUUGAGAUCGAUGAUGAGAAGCGUCGCCGUCUGGUUGCUGAGGCCUUGCGCCGCAAGCCUCGCCCUACCUCUGCCAACGACAAGAAGUCCGCCGCGAGGAAGUAG
Penicillium malachiteum is the source of this 1407-nucleotide messenger RNA. RefSeq lists its product as uncharacterized. The record is from RefSeq and is a predicted model, not a curated record. NCBI's taxonomy places the organism in Eukaryota, Fungi, Ascomycota, Eurotiomycetes, Eurotiales, Aspergillaceae. The transcript has a single exon. Bases 1 to 1407 code for a protein of 468 amino acids.